AUGGUGUCCGUCACGAUGGCAACAUCUGAAUGGAUUCAGUUUUUCAAAGAAGCUGGGAUCCCCCCGGGCCCCGCCGUCAACUACGCUGUCAUGUUUGUGGAUAACAGGAUUCAGAAGAACAUGCUGAUGGACCUGAACAAGGAGAUCAUGAACGAGUUGGGCAUCACGGUGGUGGGAGACAUCAUCGCCAUCCUCAAACACGCCAAAGUCGUCUACAGGCAGGAGAUGUGCAAGGCGGCCACCGAAUCGCUCUGCCCCAGUUCCCACAGCGUCCAAGCCGAGCUGCGCCGCAACACCAGCAGCGCCGCCAGCCGGAUGAUCGCCAACAGCCUGAGCAGGGACUCGCCCCCUGCCACUCCGCUCCGGCAGCGGCCCCACGCCUCCAAAAUCUCCGUCACCGUCUCCAACAAAGUGGCCGCCACCAAGGCAGGUUUGUGCGACGCGGCAGACGAAAACCCGGCGAUCCCGGUGAAACGCCGCCGGGUGACAGCCGAAAUGGAAGGAAAAUACAUCAUCAACAUGCCCAAGGGCACCACACCGAGGACGAAGAAAAUCCUGGAGCAGCAAGCGGCCAAAGGUCUGCAGAGGACGUCUGUCUUUGACCGGCUGGGAGCUGAGGCGACAGUGGACACGACCACGGGAGAGAAGCCCACGGGGGUCUUCAGCAGACUGGGUGACACCUUGGGGACCGGCAGGGACAAGGCCGCUGAGAGCGACGACGACUGCUCCGUCCUGCAGUACGCCGGCGUCCUCAAGAAAGUCGCCAAACCCCCCCGGAAGGAAAGCGCCAAACCAGGAGGGACCAUCAAGGCAAAAGCCACCAGUUCGGAAGCCAAACCAGAGAAAAAAAAAACCCCUGCCCCCCACCGGCCCGGGCACCGGACCGCCCCCGGUAUCCAUCUACCGGCAAAACCGGCAUCCAAAACUGUCGUCACGGUGCCGGUGGAGGCCCAGGACGGUGACGUCAGCAGCACGAAGGAUAAAAGCCAGCCCGAAUUUCGGGUGACCAUCAAAAGGACCUGGGGGUGCGGAAAGGUGAGCAGCACCAGCGAGAGCCCCGGCGCGCAGAUGGACAGCGCUGGCACCGUCAGCGUCUUUAAGCGCCUGGGGAAGAAACCGGGUUGA
This is a messenger RNA of Mesitornis unicolor (brown roatelo), 1125 nucleotides long. Its product is annotated as chromosome unknown open reading frame, human C19orf47. The transcript has 8 exons. NCBI's taxonomy places the organism in Eukaryota, Metazoa, Chordata, Aves, Mesitornithiformes, Mesitornithidae. The record is from RefSeq and is a predicted model, not a curated record. Gene Ontology annotation, cellular component: nucleus. Bases 1 to 1125 code for a protein of 374 amino acids.